Messenger RNA from Phlebotomus argentipes, 1159 nucleotides. It is a transcript of the gene mRpL45, whose product is annotated as large ribosomal subunit protein mL45. Gene Ontology annotation, cellular component: mitochondrion. Bases 158 to 1159 code for a protein of 333 amino acids. The transcript is spliced from 2 exons. Lineage: Eukaryota; Metazoa; Arthropoda; Insecta; Diptera; Psychodidae. The record is from RefSeq and is a predicted model, not a curated record.
GUCUGGUCAUGAUUUCUAUGCGCACGCGAAGCUAUUCGAAUUGUGAACUCCUCCGCUGGGUUCAACUGGUCUAAAUAACCUGAAAUUUUCUCCGGCCGACCAGUGUGUUUUUCUUAGGAUUUUCAGGUGUUUUCUAAUGUGAAUUUUCCUCGAAACCAUGUCGGGAUUACUAAUGAAUGGCGUGAGGAAGUCUCUGAAACUGUCUCAGGGCAGCACAGCGGCAGUUCUGGGCACACUUCCUGGCAGCUUCCUGGAGCAGAAGAGAUUCCACAAGCACUGGAAUCCCGCGUUCAAGUGGUGGCGCGCGAGAAAGGUCAUCAAAAUCAAGAUCCCAAACCUCAAUGAGAAGAUGAGCGACUUGUCGACCGAAGAAUUGAAGAGUCGCUUGAGGGAGCGCGGACUGCAGCCGCCUCGGCCUUGGAUGGAGCGCCCCUUCUACAUCAGCUGCACCGGCGGCAUCUUCGAGCCCUAUGUGCCUCCUGAGGGCGACGGCAAGCUGUCGUCAAUCACGAAGAAGGGCGCCAAGCAGAAGAUCGAGUUGCUCGAGAAGAAGUCCAAGAGCAUGCUGGCACUGAGGAAGAUCCGUACGUAUGAAGAGGACUUCGAUCCGCCAACAUUCGCCAAGGAGGCCGAGGACAUUUACAUCAAAGUCCACGAGCUGAUGAUGCAGAAGAAGAAGUACGACAUCAGAGAACUCAUCACUGAGCGCGCCUAUCCGGAAGUCAUGCACAACAUCCAGGACAAGACAAUUCACUGGAAGUUCCUCAAGACUCUGGACUUACCCAAAGUUGUUCAUGCACGGUGCACAGAUCUGGUCACCAAGGAGAAUGUCUUCGCUCAGGUCACCGUGCGCUUCCACACGCAGCAACUGCUCGCCAUCUACGACAGAUUCGGCCGGCUCCUGCAUGGCAGCGAGAUCCUGGCCAAGGAUGUGCUGGAGUACGUUGUCUUUGAGCGCCACAUGGCCAACGAGUAUGGGAAGUGGCGCCUGCACGAGAAGAUCGUCCCCGAAUGGGUGCCGGCCAAGGAACCCGGCCCAAUCACGUACAGAAUUGACGACACUCCGCCAAAAGCGCUGCAGGCCAGCCAGGAAGAGACCACGGACGCCGUCCAGGUGGCGGAGAGUGAAAAGGGAGAAAAGCAAGUGGCCACGGCUUAA